AUGGGUCUUAACUUGGAGGAUAUCUAUGGCAAAGAUCUAAGUGAAGAACAGGCUCCGCAGGAGUAUUCGGAGUACCAGCCCAAGCAAGGCUAUGGCUGGGCCAAUGCUUUGCCGGAGCGACAAGGUCUGUAUGACCCUGAAUACGAAAAGGAUGCCUGUGGUGUCGGAUUUGCGGCCCACAUCAAGGGCAAGCCAAGCCACAAGAUCGUGAGUGAUGCUCGCAAUCUGCUGUGCAACAUGACCCACCGUGGAGCCGUUGGCUCCGACGCGCGAGACGGUGACGGUGCUGGUGUGAUGACCAGUAUCCCCCAUAAGUUCUUCGAGAAGAAUUUCGCCAGAGAAGUGGGCGUAGAGCUGCCGCCACUGGGUCAGUAUGCGGUGGGCAAUCUGUUCUUCAAGCCCGACGAGGAGGCGCUAAAGCAAUCCAUUGCGAGCUUCGAGGAACUGGCCACAUCGCUAGGUCUGCGUGUCUUGGGAUGGCGCGAGGUUCCACGCGACUCGACCAUUCUGGGUCCAGCAGCAUUGUCGCGAGAGCCAAUCAUUAUGCAGCCAUUCGUGGUGCUCAAGUCUGCGUACGGCGAGGGUAACAAGCCUGAAAUCACUGACACCGACAAGUUUGACGAGCGAACCUUCGAAUUACAGCUGUACGUUCUGCGCAAGCGGGCCACACACGUUAUUGGCCUCGGCAACUGGUUCUAUCUGUGCUCCCUGAGCAACCGAAAUAUCGUCUAUAAGGGUCAGCUUUCUCCAGUCCAAGUAUACCAGUACUACCAUGAUCUGGUUAAUGUGGACUACGAGGGCCAUUUCGCCCUCGUCCACUCUCGAUUCUCCACCAACACAUUUCCCUCCUGGGACCGUGCUCAACCUUUGCGGUGGGCAGCUCACAAUGGUGAAAUCAACACAUUGCGAGGAAAUAAGAAUUGGAUGCGCGCCCGUGAGGGUGUCCUCAGGUCUGAGGUUUUCGGCGAGGAGCUGGACCAACUGUACCCUAUUGUUGAGGAGGGUGGCUCGGACUCUGCUGCCUUUGAUAACGUGCUUGAAUUGCUGAUGAUUAACGGUGUCCUGUCUCUGCCCGAGGCAGUGAUGCUUAUGGUUCCCGAGGCCUGGCAGGACAACCCUGCCAUGGACCCAUCCAAGGCGGCUUUCUACGAAUGGGCCGCCUGCCAGAUGGAGCCCUGGGAUGGCCCGGCUCUGUUUACAUUUUCUGAUGGUCGUUACUGCGGUGCGAACCUGGACCGUAAUGGUUUGCGCCCGUGUCGUUUCUACGUUAUGGAUGAUGAUCGAAUUGUCUGCGCUUCCGAAGUUGGUGCUAUCGAUAUUGACCCCGAGCGUGUGAUUCAGAAGGGUCGUCUCCAGCCUGGAAAGAUGCUGUUGGUCGACACCGUCGCUGGACGCAUCAUCGAUGAUGCUGAAUUGAAGCAAACUGUCGCGCACCGUGCGGACUUCCGCAGCUGGCUCGACAAAGAACUUCUGAGUCUGCCUGCUAUUAACAAGCUGCUAGAGGGGAGCAAUGUGGACCUCUCUUUCACUCUAAACGAAGACACAGUUCAGAAUGAUCCCCGUCUCCGGGCCUUCGGUUACUCUUUCGAGCAAGUCAGCCUUUUGCUUGGCCCCAUGGGAGCGGACUCCAAGGAAGCUCUAGGUUCCAUGGGUAAUGAUGCUCCCUUGGCUUGUAUUGCUCAGCAGCCUCGUCUGCUUUAUGAGUACUUUCGUCAACUCUUCGCUCAGGUCACCAACCCCCCUAUUGACCCCAUCCGUGAGGCCGUUGUCAUGUCGCUGGAGUGCUACGUCGGCCCUCAGGGUAACCUUCUAGAGAUGGACCCCUCGCAGUGUCACCGACUGAUGCUGCCGUCUCCCAUUCUGAGCAUCCCCGAGUUCAAUGCGCUCAAGAACAUCAACCAUGCCCACAGCGAUUGGACUGUGCGCACUAUUGAUAUUACGUUUGAGAAGAAGAAGGGCUCUGCUGGCUAUAUCGAGGCGCUGGAUGCCAUCUGUGAUGCCACUACCGAGGCCAUUCAGAAUGGUGACAAGGUCAUCAUUCUCUCUGACCGUGCGACUUCCGCUGAUCGCGUUCCUGUCUCUGCUCUGCUGGCCACUGGCCUGGUCCACCACCACCUUGUCCGCAAUAAGUGGCGUUCUCUGGCUGCCCUGGCUGUCGAGACUGCUGAAGCCCGUGAGGUGCACCACCACUGUGUUCUCCUGGGCUACGGUGCCGAUGCUAUCAAUCCUUAUCUUGCCAUGGAGUGCAUUCUUAAGAUGAACCGAGAGAAUCUGAUUCGCAAGGACCUCAGCGACGAGAAGGUCAUUGAAAACUACAAAGCCUCUUGCGAUGGUGGUAUUCUCAAGGUCAUGAGUAAGAUGGGUAUCUCCACCCUGCAGUCUUACAAGGGUGCCCAGAUUUUUGAGGCCCUCGGUAUUGACGACAGCGUCAUUGAUCGUUGUUUUGCCGGCACUGCCAGUCGUAUUCGCGGUAUCACUUUCGAGCUGAUCGCCCAAGACGCCUUUGCUUUCCACGAGCGUGGCUACCCAUCUAGCUCCAUCGUCGAAAUUCCCGGUCUGCCCGAAUCUGGCGAGUACCACUGGCGUGAUGGGGGCGAGCCUCACAUCAAUGACCCCGUCAGCAUUGCUAACAUCCAGGAUGCUGUCCGCACCAAGAACGACAAGUCCUACGAGGCCUAUGCCAAGGCUGAGCAUGAACAAAUCAAGAACUGCACCUUACGUGGUAUGCUUGAAUUCGACUUUGACCAGCGUACCCCAAUUCCCAUUGAUCAAGUUGAGCCCUGGACGGAGAUUGUUCGCCGCUUCGUCACUGGUGCUAUGUCCUACGGUUCCAUUUCCAUGGAGUCCCACUCGACUCUGGCCAUUGCUAUGAACCGCCUGGGUGGCAAGUCCAACACUGGCGAAGGUGGUGAAGACCCUGAACGCAGCAACCGCAUGGACAACGGCGACACCAUGCGCUCUGCCAUCAAGCAGAUUGCCUCUGGUCGCUUUGGUGUGACCUCACACUACCUGGCUGAUGCCGACGAACUGCAGAUCAAGAUGGCCCAGGGAGCUAAGCCCGGCGAGGGUGGUGAACUUCCCGGACACAAAGUCGUGGGCCCUAUCGCCCGUACCCGCCACUCUACCCCGGGUGUCGGUUUGAUCUCCCCGCCUCCACAUCACGACAUCUACUCUAUUGAGGAUCUGAAGCAACUUAUCUACGAUCUCAAGUGCUCCAACCCUCGCGCCCGUAUCUCCGUUAAGCUUGUGUCUGAGGUUGGUGUCGGUAUCGUUGCCUCCGGUGUCGCCAAGGCCAAGGCUGACCACAUCUUGAUCUCCGGCCAUGAUGGUGGCACCGGAGCCUCGCGCUGGACUGGUAUCAAGUAUGCCGGUCUUCCUUGGGAACUUGGUCUUGCGGAGACUCACCAGACUCUUGUUCUUAAUGACCUCCGUGGCCGUGUUGUGGUGCAGACUGAUGGUCAAAUUCGUACCGGCCGUGAUCUGGCCGUGGCCUGUCUGCUUGGUGCCGAAGAAUAUGGCUUCGCAACAACUCCUUUGAUCGCACUAGGUUGCAUUCUCAUGCGGAAAUGUCAUCUCAACACUUGCCCCGUCGGAAUUGCUACUCAGGAUCCUGAGCUGCGGAAGAAGUUCAAUGGUACUCCAGAGAAUGUUAUCAACUUCUUCUACUAUGUUGCCAACGAGAUGCGUGCAAUCAUGGCGAAGCUUGGUAUUCGAACUGUCAACGAAAUGGUUGGACGUGCUGAGCUGCUCAAGGUUCGCGAGGAUAUUCGCAAUGCCAAGCAGGAGCGCAUUGAUUUGUCGCUUAUCCUGACCCCUGCCCACUCGCUUCGUCCUGGUGUUGCUACCUACAAUGUUCGCAAGCAGGACCACCGCCUUCACACGCGUCUUGACAACAAGCUGAUCUUCGAGUCCGAGCUUGCUCUGGAGAAGGGUCUCCCUUGCCGCAUUGAGUGUGACGUCGUCAACACUGAUCGUGGUCUUGGUGCUACCCUCUCGUACCAGAUCAGCCGACGCUAUGGCGAGGCUGGUCUUCCGCAAGACACAAUCCAUGCUAACAUCAAGGGUUCUGCUGGUCAGUCUUUCGGUGCCUAUCUUGCUCCUGGUGUCACUUUGGAACUUGAGGGUGAUGCCAACGACUAUGUUGGUAAGGGCCUAUCUGGCGGCCGUCUUAUUGUCUACCCUCCUCGUGGCGCUGCUUUUAGGGCCGAGGAGAACGUCAUUGUCGGCAACACCUGUCUUUAUGGUGCUACUCGUGGUACUUGCUACUUCCGUGGUGUCGCGGCCGAGCGUUUCGCCGUGCGUAACUCCGGUGCCACUGCGGUUGUUGAAGGCGUGGGUGACCACGGUUGCGAAUACAUGACUGGCGGUCGUGUCCUCAUUCUGGGCCCCACUGGCCGUAACUUUGCUGCCGGUAUGUCUGGUGGUAUUGCUUAUGUGCUAGACAUGAACGAGGACUUCCACUCCAAGAUUAACAUGGAGAUGGUUGAGGUCUCUGCUAUCGAAGAUGUCACUGAGAUCGCGUUUGUUCGUGGCUUAAUUGAGGACCACCACCACUACACUGGUUCUGAGCUGGCUGCUCGUAUCUUGCUCGACUUCAACCGUGCUCUUCCCCACUUUGUCAAGGUUCUGCCCACUGACUACAAGCGGGUAAUGGAGGAAGAAGCCGCCAAGGCAGCUGCCGCGAGGAAGGCUGAGUUUACUCUCCCUAAGCUUCCCUCUACCCCAGUACCUGCCGACAGCCCCAGACCUCAGGUUGAGGAGAAGAAGGCCGAUUUAUUGGAUAUUGAGGACAGCAUCAGCGAUCAGAAGACCGAGAAGAAGCGAUCUGCCCUGAUCCUGGACAAGACACGCGGUUUCAUGAAGUACAGCCGUCGCAGCGAGAAGUAUCGCAACCCCACCACUCGUACUCGUGACUGGGCCGAACUGUCCAACCGCCUCAGCGAGGAUGAACUCAAAUACCAAUCCGCUCGUUGCAUGGACUGCGGUGUUCCUUUCUGCCAAUCUGACACUGGCUGUCCCAUCUCUAACAUCAUUCCUAAGUGGAACGAAUUGGUGUUCGCUGGGCAGUGGCAGGACGCUCUCAACCGUCUGCUCAUGACCAACAACUUCCCGGAGUUCACUGGCCGUGUCUGCCCCGCCCCUUGCGAGGGCGCUUGUGUUCUGGGUAUCAAUGAAGAUCCCGUUGGUAUUAAGUCCAUUGAGUGUGCUAUUAUCGACCGCGGCUUUGAGAUGGGCUGGAUGGUUCCUCGUCCUCCCAAGACUCGCACCGGUAAGACCGUUGCGAUUAUUGGUUCUGGUCCUGCUGGCAUGGCAGCUGCCGACCAGCUCAACCGUGCUGGUCACUCCGUGACUGUCUACGAGCGUGCUGAUCGCAUUGGUGGUCUUCUCAUGUAUGGUAUUCCGAACAUGAAGCUUGACAAGAAGGUUGUCCAGCGUCGUGUGGACCUCAUGGCUGCCGAGGGUAUCAAGUUCGUCACUAGCACUGCCGUCGGUCCUGAUUGCGAGGUGUCUCUCCAGUCUCUUCGCUCCACUAACGAUGCCGUGAUCAUUGCCACCGGUGCCACCGUUGCUCGUGACCUUAAGGUCACUGGUCGCGAGCUGGACGGCGUGCAUUUCGCCAUGCAAUUCCUGCACAAGAAUACAAAGUCUCUUCUGGACUCUGAGCUUGCUGAUGGUGAGUACAUCUCUGCCAAGGACAAACAUGUUGUUGUCAUUGGUGGUGGCGAUACCGGUAACGACUGCAUUGGUACCUCUGUCCGCCACGGUGCCAAGUCUGUCACCAACUUCGAGCUCCUCCCGCAGCCUCCCCCAGAGCGUGCCCGUGACAACCCCUGGCCCCAGUGGCCUCGUAUCUACCGCAUUGACUACGGUCACUCCGAGGUGAAGACCCACAUGGGCAAGGAUCCCCGUGAGUACUGUGUCAUGUCGACCGAGUUCGUUGACGAUGGUAGCGGCCGCGUCAAGGGUAUCAACACUGUUCGUGUUGAGUGGACCAAGAGCGCUACUGGUGGCUGGGACAUGAAGACCGUCGAGGGCAGCGAGCAGUUCUUCCCUGCUGACCUGGUCCUUUUGUCUAUGGGUUUCCUCGGCCCUGAGGACCGCCUUCUCGGCGAUGAAAUCGAGCGUGACCAGCGCAAGAACGUUAAGACUCCUCCUGGUCACUACUCCACCAACAUCCCCGGUGUGUAUGCCGCGGGUGACUGCCGACGUGGACAGUCUCUGAUUGUCUGGGGUAUCAAUGAGGGUCGCCAAGCUGCUCGUGAGGUUGACUCUUUCCUCACUGGCGUCAGCUCCCAGCUCCCUGUGACCGGUGGCAUUGUCCGUCGCCCAGCCAUUGACGCCGUCCCCCAGCCUGCGGAGACUCAAGUCAUUGCCUAA
Penicillium macrosclerotiorum is the source of this 6378-nucleotide messenger RNA. RefSeq names its product glutamate synthase (NADH). Lineage: Eukaryota; Fungi; Ascomycota; Eurotiomycetes; Eurotiales; Aspergillaceae. The coding region runs from base 1 to 6378 and encodes 2125 amino acids. The transcript has 5 exons. Gene Ontology annotation, molecular function: iron-sulfur cluster binding; FMN binding; flavin adenine dinucleotide binding. The record is from RefSeq and is a predicted model, not a curated record.